AUGUGGGUGUGCGGCGUGUACCUGGGCCUCAACGUCUGGGGGGUGCUGCUUUUAGGUCUGGCUCUCGUCCUGCUGGCGUGCAACGCGGGCGGAAAGGAGCCGGCCGGGUUUCCGCGGGGGCCUCUCGCCGUUCCCCUUCUCGGGAACGUCUUCAAUAUCGCCGUCAAGCAGCCUCACACGUACCUGACGCAGUUGGCCGACACUUACGGGAAUGUGUUCUGCGUCCGAGUGGGACAAGAGAAGACGCUGUUUGUCUGCGGGUGGAAGAUGGUGAAGGAAGUGCUCGUGACGCAGGCCGACGCCUUUGCGGACAGGCCGCACCAGGCCUUGUAUUCCAGACUCUACAAUCGACACACAGGGGGUCUUUUGUGCAGCAACGGGAAGACGUGGAGGAGGCAGCGUCACUUCGCCAUGGGCACGCUGCGCACCUUCGGCCUGGCCAACGGCGCCACGGAGACGAGCAUCUGCCAGGAGAGCCAACACCUGCACCGGGCCAUCCGCAAACACAAAGGUGAAGCCUUUGAGCCUGCAGCCUACUUGAACAGCGCGGUGGCGAACAUCAUCUGCCAGGUCGUGUUCGGGAGAAGGUUCGAUUACAGCGAUCCCGACCUGCAGCGGCUGCACGCCACCAUGACCGAGAUGAUCUAUCUGGAAGGUUCCGUGUGGGCCCUGCUCUACGAUGCCUUCCCGGCUCUGAUGCAACUUCUGCCAGGGCCGCACAACAGAAUCUUCACCAACUUCCAAGCUUUGCGAGACUUCAUGUCCGCCCAGAUAACGAGCCACAAAUCGGAUUUUGACCCCAGCAACCCACGAGAUUACAUCGACGCGUUCCUGGCGGAGAGCAAAGACAAGGCAAAUGGUGAACUGGGCUUCACUGAAGAAAAUCUGGUUCUGUGCUGUCUGGAUCUGUUCAUCGCCGGGACGGAGACUUCCGCUAAGACACUCCAGUGGGGCCUCAUUUUCCUCAUCCAGAACCCUCAAAUCCAAGACAAAGUCCAGGCGGAGAUCAAGCGAGUGAUUGGGUCGAGCCGCUUCCCCGAAAUGGCCGACAGGGCCCGCAUGCCCUACACGAACGCCGUCAUCCACGAGAUCCAGAGGAUGGCCAACGUCAUUCCGCUCAACGGAACCAGAAUGGCCGCCAAAGACACACGAGUGGGCGACUACGUCAUACCAAAGGGCAGCACCGUGUUGCCAAUCUUGACCUCGGUGCUCUUUGACAAGAACGAAUGGGAAACUCCACAUACCUUCAACCCUGGACACUUCCUUGACGCCGAUGGCAAGUUUGUGAAGAGGAAUGCAUUUUUACCUUUCUCUGCAGGCAAACGUGCGUGUCUGGGCGAGGGCCUGGCCCGAAUGGAGCUGUUCUUGUUCCUGGUGGGCAUGCUGCAGAAGUUCACCUUCUCCGCCGCGGGAGGAGCCCAGCUGAGCUCCGAGGGGACCGUGGGAAUGACGCGCUCGCCGUACCCUUUCGAGAUCCGUGCCGAGGCCCAAUGAGGCUCGUGCGCCCGCGUUUACAUUUCUUUGCGAAAUUGAAGUUGAUGCGACUGAACGCAAGCGGGGAAAGCCACUUUUAUGAUCUUAAAACAAUGCCUCGUGUUCUCCGAUUAUGGUUUAUCCUUCCGUCUGAACAACCCUGCAAGGGAUGAUUCACAUUAUUUGGUGAUGUACCUUUCAACGAAGUAUAAAUUGCAGCGUUAUACUUCGUCGUGUGCUGCAGCGUUGAUGUAACGUUAGCCUACUAGAUUAUCCUUUUCAUUGUUACAA
Molecule: messenger RNA, 1764 nt
Organism: Syngnathoides biaculeatus (alligator pipefish)
Lineage: Eukaryota; Metazoa; Chordata; Actinopteri; Syngnathiformes; Syngnathidae
Product: cytochrome P450 2J6-like
Exons: 9
Coding region: 1-1494 (497 amino acids)
Biological process (GO): xenobiotic metabolic process
Cellular component (GO): intracellular membrane-bounded organelle; cytoplasm
Molecular function (GO): heme binding; iron ion binding; oxidoreductase activity, acting on paired donors, with incorporation or reduction of molecular oxygen, reduced flavin or flavoprotein as one donor, and incorporation of one atom of oxygen
Source: RefSeq, a predicted model, not a curated record